Molecule: messenger RNA, 3262 nt
Organism: Paramormyrops kingsleyae
Lineage: Eukaryota; Metazoa; Chordata; Actinopteri; Osteoglossiformes; Mormyridae
Gene: fbxl9
Product: F-box and leucine rich repeat protein
Biological process (GO): SCF-dependent proteasomal ubiquitin-dependent protein catabolic process
Cellular component (GO): SCF ubiquitin ligase complex
Molecular function (GO): protein binding
Source: RefSeq, a predicted model, not a curated record
AUGGCUAUCUAUUUUGUUUGACCAUUUUCAAUAAAAAAAUAAACUCCCCACAGGGUCUUCAAAUCAGAAAGCACAUGCGAUGAGUUUGUUGUAAACUCAUGCCUCCGGAAUAUAAACGUUCAACCGUAUGGAAUGACACUCUCGGCAUGACUGUGUAACUGCACAGUAAACUACGCAUCCCAGCAUGCAAGGCGGCACUCGAGUGACGUUUGGUUGGCUGGGAUUGCUUCUGUAGGCGGUGUGAAUAGCAGCGCAGAGACAUCCACAGUAGGAAGCUGUGCGAUAUAAUGUAAAUUAAUUGUGGUCGAAGUCUACCCAGAUCUUUAUCACAGGAUUAAGUGAGAGGGUGAAAGAAAUCCAUAGAUGAAGAUGACAGACUCGUAGGAAGGAGAUCGGUGAAUUGAAGGCUGUCAGGCGUUUUUAUGAGACGACCCGUUGCCGAACCGAGUGUCUCAGUGUUAUAACCUGCUGACUUUGGGAGACUGAAGUUAUAAUGGAAACCCCCGAAUUGCCAAUCGAGAUAAUCACUUACAUACUCAAGUUCCUGAAAGUACAUGACAGGAAGGAAGCCUCGCUGGUCUGUAAACGCUGGUAUAUCGCUAGCCAAGACAGUCAGUUCCAGAAAAAGCUAACCUUCAAGCUGCCAGCCUCUCUGUCUUCCCUGGAUGUUGUCCGAGGGCUUGCCAGGCUACCUCACUGCGGCCUGGUCAUCAGCCACCUUGACGGGUCUGCUGUGUCGCGGGCAGUGCUGACGGAGGUGGGCCGCUACCUGGGUUCUCGCCUGGAGAGCCUCUCGCUCCCGGGCAGCAGCAUCACCGAGUCCUCCCUGCUGGCUCUCUUACCCCGCCUGACUGCUCUCCGGCGCCUGGAUCUGAGGGGCCUCGACAGCCUCUUCAUGUCAGGAGCGUUCCUCAGCCAGCAGGACAGCCGGCUGGAGGUGCAGGCGGCGCUGAGGCACCUGGAAGAACUGGACCUCUCUGACCUCCGCUACCUGUCCGACCUGACCUUUAACCGCCUGACGGGUUGCACCCCACGCCUCAGACGGCUGUCUCUGGCCGGGUGCCACAUCGCCUUUGAGUUUGACCCAUACCGGGGCUGCCCCGUCGGCCCAGACUCCUCUGCGAUGCUCUCUCUGCGCAAUCUGCUUAAGCUGCUCCGGCAGCAGGCCGGCACCAUGCGGGGGCUGGACCUAAGCAGGACCGGAAUCACGCCCGAGUCCCUCAAGUCCUUGUCCAAGAUCGAGGGCCUGCACCUGGAGGAGCUGUGCCUCCAGAGCUGCAAGGAGCUGACCGACCAGGCUCUGAUCACGCUCUGCAAGCACCAGCCCGCGCUGAAGACCCUGGACCUCAGCUCAUGCACCGAGCUCACGAAUGCGACAGCCCUGGCCGUGGCCUCCGGCCUGAAGGACCUCCAGCAUCUUCACCUGGCCCGCGUCUGGAGGGUGACGGACAAAGGUCUGUCAGAGCUCAUGAUGCUGAAGGACCUGCAGACCCUGGACCUCUCCGAGUGCAUCCACGUCAGCGGCAUGGAUCUGCUGAAGGGCCUGAAGUCCCCCUCGGCGGCGGCUUCGCUGGUGGCCCUCAGUUUCAGGGCCUGCUGUUACGUCAGGGACAUAGCGAUAUUCUCAUUGGCCCAGCUUCUUGGCCCCUACACACGCAAGCUGGACCUAACUUCCUGUCAAUGCCUGACCGAUGUGAGCGUACGUGCCAUUGCUACCUACCUACCGUCGCUGCUGGUGCUCAGACUGGGCGGAUGCAAGGAGAUCACAGACUGGGGGCUGCUGGGAAUGGUCGAUCCCACCGCGGAGUUCGGCCCUGACAGGGAUCUGGAGGUGAAGGGCCCCUCCUUCACCCGGACCUUUGGGAACAUGGGCUUCUUCCGCCCUCCGCCCCUGCCUUUCGUGGACAAGCCUCGACUGGUGACUGAGGAUGACCUGAAGACCUUCCGGGAGCAGGAAGGGGUCUCCCUGCUGGCCCUCCGAGGCCUUCAAGAGCUGGACCUGUCUGGCUGCAGCAAGCUGACAGACACCAGCAUCACUCAGGUUCUCCGAUUCCCCGACUUGCAGCGGCUCUCACUCUCCAUGCUAAACGACAUCACGGACCAGAGCCUGCUCUCAGUGGGUUGGCACUGCCGAAGCCUUAUCAGCCUGAACCUCUCUUACUGCCCUCUACUGACCGAUCAGGGCAUCGUCAGUGCAGCACCGUUCCUGAGGAGAUUAUGGAGCCUUCAGCUGGCUGGUUGCAGCCGCAUUACUGACAAGUCCCUGGCUGCCAUCACGCAGCACUGUCAGAGCCUGCGGACUUUGGACAUUUCCGUGUGUAAGGGCAUCACCAUGACGGCGGUGGAACAGCUCCAGUCCCACCUGCCCUUCCUGGACUCUGUGAACCACUGCUUUGUGGGCGGGGCCAACCCUACCUUCACUCUCUGAGAGUCACCUUUAGAAAGAUGCAAGCCAUCAUCUUUGUUCCUGACUGGACUUGAACAAUAUCAGGUCUGUAAUGCUAAUUGAGCUACCUCCAAAGAUGGCUGCAGUACUUCAUUUGCAAGCAGUGGCCCGUUUAAGAGAGAACAAUUUAGGGUGUCUUUAAAGCCAGCAGGGCUGGCUCUAUUCAUUAACCAGGGGCGUUAAUGUGGCCAAACAGCUCUCAUGAUGGAAGUUCCUGUUCCUUGUACUUUCGGGUUCAGUCAUUUCUUGCAGAUACUCUGAGUGAGGACACUGUGAUUCAAGUCAUCGUUCCAUAAUAAUGGAUCUGUAUGUGGACUGCUGUUAUAUAAACAGGAAAAUUCAGGGAACUGUAUACAAUCAAUGUAAGCUCAAGGGACAGAAAACACAGUUGUAUCAAAGAACUGCUCAUUCUGAACGAGUAGUUACAUGGCCAUUAUAUCACUGUGUAGUAAAUUUAGGAAAAGCGUAAAGUUUUAUUUUGUGAUGAUGCUGAGGAUAGUGGUGCAAUACAUUUCAAAUUCUGAAAAGGUAUUUUAAUCUGUCAUAUUGUGCGCACCGUCUUUAGUAGUUAUAUCUCUACUAAAAGUCAUUUCCUGUGAGCUGAAAAGCAUGUAUUGUAUGUGUAUGUCCUGAAAUAUGGACAAUUGAAUGUUUCAAUUUAAGAAGUCCACAAUAUCAGUAAUGGUCAACAGUUGCAGGCUGCUGCACAAAAACCAUGUGUUUUUUUUUGAAGAAUAUAUGAUGUGUAACUUUAAAUCAAUGAGUGUUACAAUCACAUUAAAAGACAGGGCUGUACAGAAGGUGACAGAUCAAAUA